This is a messenger RNA of Fonsecaea multimorphosa CBS 102226, 702 nucleotides long. RefSeq lists its product as uncharacterized. The record is from RefSeq and is a predicted model, not a curated record. Bases 1 to 702 code for a protein of 233 amino acids. The transcript has a single exon. NCBI's taxonomy places the organism in Eukaryota, Fungi, Ascomycota, Eurotiomycetes, Chaetothyriales, Herpotrichiellaceae.
AUGAUCCUCGACAACGUCGGCAGACGGCUCAGGUACGAGUUGCUGCCUGCAACAAGUGCAGGGGCCGAGGCAGAGGACGGAGACGGAGACGGCGACAAUACGGGUCGGAGCAUCAUCGCGACAGGAAAUCCGUGGCGGUCAGAUCGGGCCAAGAUCCUGUCCAUGGUGGUCGUGAUCGCCAGCGUGGUGGUCCUCGUCAGCCUCGGCCUGCGCUUCAUCAUCGCCGAGAGCGCCACAAGAAGCAACAAUAACGCCGCCACCCUGUCGUCGUCGUCGCAGGAUUGCGGCUCGACGCGUGACUCGGCGCUGACGCGAGGCUGCGUGUUCGACAUCGUGACAUUCGCGUGGGUGGCUCCAGCGUGCCACGACCGCGAACUGUCCGCUGAAUUCGGCUCUCUGCGGGCCUGGGGCUGGUUUUUGGACCAGAACAGCACGCAGGCCGUUCCUCAGAGCGAGGUUGAAGACGGGAGGUUCGAUGUCGUCUAUGUCUCGCGCGCGCAGUUGGCGUACCGCUGCGUGUACAUGUGGCGGAAAUUGCACCGUGCUAUCCUGCGCAGGGGUCCUUUGGAUAGUUUUGUUGCGCAGUAUAACACGACUGAGUAUUGUGGGCGGAUGUUGCUUGACGGACACAGUCAGAAGUCAGAGUCUGUGGACAAGUCUGCUGUCCUCAUGAUGUCCCGUUUCGCGUCUUGUGGGAUCUGA